Molecule: messenger RNA, 1708 nt
Organism: Mytilus trossulus (common blue mussel)
Lineage: Eukaryota; Metazoa; Mollusca; Bivalvia; Mytilida; Mytilidae
Product: threonine synthase-like 2
Exons: 10
Coding region: 158-1564 (468 amino acids)
Biological process (GO): dephosphorylation; 2-oxobutyrate biosynthetic process
Molecular function (GO): pyridoxal phosphate binding
Source: RefSeq, a predicted model, not a curated record
CUAGAUCCGGACUUUGCUGCAUAACCUAUGCCCGUAUGAUUUUGUUGAUAAUACACUUACAAUUUAAACAAAUAAACACCAACUAAAAUAAGUUUGGAGUUAAUAUUCAGGACGUCCUAGACUCCAUGAAGAUCUAAUUUUAAAAUUGAAAGAUAAAAUGAAAUAUAAAAGUACUAGAGGAGGAAAUUGUGGAUUAAGUUUCCAAGAUGCUCUGUAUACAGGUUAUGCUGCUGAUGGAGGAAUAUUAGUUCCUGAAAGUAUACCCGUUUUAGAUAUGGAAACGCUCAGGUCAUGGGCAUCAUUGUCAUACAUUGAUUUAGCAAAGAAAAUAGUGCCUAUGUUUGUUGACGAACUUGAAAUACCAGCAUCAGAUUUAAAUGAUCUUUUAGACAAAGCAUUUGCAAAGUUUACUCACCAAGAGAUAGCCCCAAUACAACGUCUUAAAAAUGGUCUGAAUAUAAUGGAACUGUUUCAUGGUACAACUUGGGCUUUUAAAGACUUAGCGCUCUCGUGUGUAGGACAGUUUUUGGAAUAUUUUCUGUCGAAACAGAAGAAGCACUUGACAAUUGUUGUUGGAACCUCCGGUGACACCGGUAGUGCAGCAAUAGAAGCCGUUAAAGGGUUCGAAUACGUUGACAUCAUUGUACUCCUACCAAAAGGUCGAUGUUCCAAGGUCCAGGAACAACAAAUGAUUACAGCUGUUGAAAAAAAUGUACAUGUAUAUAGAGUGGAAGGCACAUCAGAUGAUCUUGAUAUUCCAAUCAAAGAAAUCUUCAAAGACGUUGCUUUUACAAAAAAGCACAAUUUAUCGUCUAUCAAUUCAAUAAAUUGGUCCAGAAUAAUGGUACAAAUAGUUCAUUAUAUCUUUGGCUAUUUACAGAUGUGUCCACGUUGUGACGGAGAGGUUGAAAUAAUAGUGCCAACUGGAGCAUGUGGAAACAUAACAUCUGGGUUUAUAGCCAAACUAAUGGGUGUUCCAAUCAAAUUUGUCUGUGCUGUUACACAGAAUGACAUUGUUGCCCGGGCGAUAACCAAAGGUGAUUAUUCAAUGUCAGAUACUGUUAUUCCUACACUUGCUCCAGCUAUGGAUAUACAGAUUCCAUAUAAUAUGGAAAGGUUGUGGUACCUGAUAACACGAGACAGUGAACUGAUUUGUAAAUUGAUGACCGAGUUUGAAUCCAAUGGUAAAGUCGAGAUCCCAAAUUUCUUGAAAAAUCAGAUAAAAGAAAUAAUCGUAGCAUCAUAUGUAGCUGACAAUGAAGACAUUAAGACAACAAUGAGAAGGACAUGGGAAGAGAAUCAGUACCAAAUAUGUCCACAUACAGCCAUCGGUGUAGCUUAUUACAAUAGCACGCUUAAAUCAGACCAUCAAAGAACAAGUGUAGUUAUUGCAACGGCUUCUGUGAAGAAGUUUGAAGAGGCUGUUGUUGCUGCGGGUUUAACGCCACAAAAGUAUGAAGAAGUGGAUGUUUUAUUCACCAGACCUGUCAAAUACACAGACAUGAACAAAGGAGAGAAUUGGGAACGUAUCAUUAGGGAUAAAAUUGAAGAAAUUGAUAGAUGAAUUUAAGUUAAUGGUCACUGCAUGAAGACGUUAUUAAUGUUGUACAACGUUGUAAAGACACUACCUUCCUACUAUGUAGGAUACAAUAUUUAAUGUUUUCAUUCAGAUUAAAUACCAAAUAAAUUUUUGUGAUGCAUAUAUUAA